Molecule: messenger RNA, 3321 nt
Organism: Sarcophilus harrisii (Tasmanian devil)
Lineage: Eukaryota; Metazoa; Chordata; Mammalia; Dasyuromorphia; Dasyuridae
Gene: NXNL2
Product: nucleoredoxin like 2
Exons: 2
Coding region: 1809-2279 (156 amino acids)
Biological process (GO): sensory perception; photoreceptor cell maintenance
Source: RefSeq, a predicted model, not a curated record
AUUUUGAGACGUUAUUUUAUAGUUGUUUGGAGAUGAAUUUCAGAAAAUUCAGUCAAGUUCUUGCCUCCCUCAUUCAUCUUGGCCAAAGGGCCUUUUUGUAAUUUAUUUUGCUAAAUAUUUCCCAAUUACAUUUUAAUCUGGUUCAGGCCGACAGUUGUGGACAGUAUGUAUUUGAUCCCUCUUCUUAGGAUCUUUCUGCCAGAGACUCUGGUGUGGUGUGGUAGUUGUAUUUUAGAAUUCCUGCCACAUAGCUUUAGAUCUUUUUCCUCUAAAAUGAAGGAAAACUUUCUCCAAGAUUUGUCCAAUUUUCCUUCCUGUAUCCUAAAAUUUAUUAAGAUUCUCUGCUCUCUACCAAAAGUGAGAAAUAGACUAUUUUGCUUGCUACUCUAUGCUUUGGCUAUUUUUGAAGCAAAACAAAACAAAACAAAACAAAACUUACAAAAUGUCCAAUAACUAUCUUUCCAAGCAGUGGCUAUAGAUUUUGCAAAAUAUGGAAUUCUACAAAACAAAGAACUUGAGUAGAUAGUGAUUAGCUGGGGGAAUUAGGAGAAGCAAGAUGAUGCUGGGAGGUGUUGAAUAGUCAUCAAAACUCUGAAAAAAUUUGUAAGGAGUUUGUAUUCUCAGGAUAAGAACAGAGUAGUUUCCUAAGUAGGCUGCUGAAGAUGUUGCUGCCCAUACCUCCGUGGACAAAAGAAAAGUGAACUAACCAACCUACUAAUCCAUCAUCAAACCACAAAAACUAGCAACCCUUCCAAUCAACAUUCUCCUGCCAAACACUGUUUCUAAAGAUGCUGUAAUGAAAAGGCAACUCCAGAGGAACCGCAGACUGGUCCCUGUUCUCGUUUCCUAAAGUCUUAUCGUCUAUCUUCUUUUUGGAUGUCGACUUUAGAAUGGAUAUCCUGCUUGGGGGCAUUGACCCCUCCCUUCCUGCUUCUAGUUCCUGAGAAUGGCCCUGGAAAACUGGUGUGACUGAUUCCCUGAGUUUCAUGGAUGCUUUUCCUUCCUCUUUCCCUUCUUCCUUCUUUCCCUUCUUUUCUUUCUUUUUUUCCCUCUUCAAUGGUAUUGAGGCUAAAUAGGAACCUCUAGACUUCAUUUGGAGACUCAGGCUCCUGCAGCUUUCUCUCUGUGCAUGUUUGUUUCUUCACUGUCUCACUUGGACCAUAAGCUUCUUAGUUGUACACCUCCGGUCCGCUGCGGAAAGCUUCCUGAUCUGAAUUGGUCUUUGUAAAGUUUUUCUGCUGCUUAUUGCUCGCGAGAACUAAUAGGAUAAAAGAAAGGUUUGGAAGAGUGAUCAGGAGUAUGAGGUGGGAGAAGCCUGAAGGGAAAUGUGAUGGCCAUCCACUUUCACAAAGGAUUUAGCGGCAUAGACUAGAAUUUCCGUGGUUUCCCCGAGAAUCGUGAAAAGUUUCUGCGGGCCUUGGAAAUUUGGGAGAGAGAGGGCCCUCCAACUAUAAUUUAACAGUCGUAGGAAAAGAGUUAUAACUGACAAAUCUCAUUAUUUGGAAGUGUGUAUGGGUGGAUGAGGAGAUAAUUAUUAGUGUGUAAGCAUCAAGUAAGCUUAAGAUUCAAGAAAAUUAUCCCUUCUUUAAAGUGUCAGGAAGCUUAACUCCCUGGAGCAGUAUCCCUCUAGUUUCAGGACUGGAGGAAGGCUCACGCCACCGUUAGCCCCGCUUCUUUUCCCAUCACUCAGCAACGCGCUUCCAGAAGCUUUUACAAAAGCUGCAGAGAGAAAGGAGAAACCUCCCUAGUGCAUUCUCUAGCUCCCGGGGGAAGAAAGCCGCAACCGGGAGGAAGAACGUGUGUAGGUGAUGGCGGACGUGUUUAGCGGGAGGAUCCUUGUCAACAAGGAUGGAGACACGGUGGAGCCCGAGGACGUGCUUCAGAACAAGGUGGUGGGAUUGUACUUCUCGGCAGGCUGGUGCUCCCCUUGCAGGGACUUCACUCCGCUCCUCUGCGACUUCUACACGGAACUAGUGGAAGAGACCCAUCCGCCAGCGCCCUUCGAAAUAGUCUUUAUCUCCUCUGACCGCAGCCCAGAGGAGAUGGUAGAUUAUAUGCACGACAUGCACGGGGAGUGGUUGGCCCUGCCUUUUCACGACCCUUUCAAACAUGAUUUGAAGAAGAAGUAUAAUAUCACAGCCAUACCUAAGUUGGUGGUGGUGAAACAGACAGGAGAGGUCAUCACUGACAAAGGACGGAAACAAGUAAGAGAACAAGGACUUUCCUGCUUCCAAAACUGGCUGGAAGGAGCCAAUAUCUUUCAGAAUUUUUCUUACUGAAUUUGGAAAUAAUGUCAUAGAAGGCAAUAAGAGACUUUAGGGUGUGAUCAUCAUGCCAUUUUCAUAGUUCUGAAGAUUAUUCUUAUCAUAAUGAAGGCAAAAGUAAAGGUUAAAAAUACUAAUUUUCCAUUAUUUAUUAGUAUUUGUAUUAUCAUAUUUCAUGACAGAGGCAGUAGGAAUGAGUAUUAAGUAAAUUUUUCUCAGGAAAAAUAUCUCCCCUAUUCUGAUUAUAUAGGUUUUUAAAAAUUAUUUUUGUUAUUCUUAGGGUAAUUCUGUUAAUGCUUAAUGAAUCACUCCUGAAUGAUAGCUGAUUGGAUAGACUAGUAUGUCAGUCUUGAAAAUCUAUGCAAAAAUUGACUUUUGUAGGUCUGUUCAGUAAAGCAAUAUAUUUCUUGAUAUUACAGAUUUCUGUUUAUUAAUCUAUUUUAAUAAUACAAAAUGACAGUAUAUUAAUAAAGUUUAUAGUUUGCUUUAAUAAACAAACCUAUUUCUGUAUUAUAUGUCUCUAAUUAUUGCUUUUAUAAUUUCAAGCAAAUGACAUCAGAGAGUAAUUGAAUAAAUGAAUUCCCCACACUGGUCUAUUGCCACUUUCUUCCUAAAGACCAUAUAUUCUUUCUUCUCUUGAAAUGUCUUCUUUCCCUUUUUCUUUUUCUGAAAUUUUGAAUAAUUAAUCAUCCUACUGUUUUAAUAUCACUGUGUUUUGGAACUAGAAAGCACUUGAUAUUUUAGUCAUCCACAACAUCCACACGUUCAAUAUAAAAGAAAAAAAUAAAGUGCCUACUAUAUAAUCCUCCUCCUCCCCUUUUUUCUCUUCCCACUGGAACCUUGGGUGCUGAGAGCCAUGAGAUAAACCUUAUCUUGCCCCAAAUAAGGAUUCACUUAUCACUUCUUAAAUACCAUUUCCAAACUUUUGUACUCUUCCUUUCCAGAUCUCCUUUAUGUGUUGUCUUGUUUUGUUAAAAGUUAAGCAUAAUAAAGACAAAGACUCACUUGCUUGUGUUUGUAACCCCACAGCUUAGCACAGUGACUGACAUAUAGUAAA